This is a messenger RNA of Phalaenopsis equestris, 1134 nucleotides long. Its product is annotated as glyceraldehyde-3-phosphate dehydrogenase GAPB, chloroplastic-like. Gene Ontology annotation, cellular component: chloroplast. Lineage: Eukaryota; Viridiplantae; Streptophyta; Magnoliopsida; Asparagales; Orchidaceae. The coding region runs from base 62 to 1036 and encodes 324 amino acids. Gene Ontology annotation, biological process: glucose metabolic process. The transcript is spliced from 7 exons. Gene Ontology annotation, molecular function: NAD binding; glyceraldehyde-3-phosphate dehydrogenase (NAD+) (phosphorylating) activity. The record is from RefSeq and is a predicted model, not a curated record.
UCUUAAUAGUUACUGUCUGUUGGGAUACUUGCAGGCGUCUCAUCUGCUGAAAUAUGAUUCAAUGUUGGGGACAUUUAAGGCAGAUGUGAAGAUUGUUGAUGGUGAAACCAUUAGUGUUGAUGGAAAGCCUAUAAAGGUGGUUGCCAAUAGGGAUCCUUCGAAGCUCCCUUGGGCUGAUCUUGGCAUAGAUAUUGUUAUUGAGGGAACUGGUGUAUUUGUCGACGGCCCGGGCGCUGGAAAGCACAUACAAGCCGGAGCUAAAAAAGUUAUAAUUACAGCGCCGGCCAAAGGAGCUGAUAUCCCAACCUAUGUGUUCGGAGUUAAUGAAGGAGAUUACUACCAUGAGGCCUCCGAUAUAAUAAGCAAUGCAUCUUGCACAACAAACUGCCUGGCGCCUUUUGUGAAGAUCAUAGAUGAGGAGUUCGGUAUUGUGAAGGGCACCAUGACCACAACUCACUCUUAUACAGGAGAUCAGGACUUCCUACUGGACGCCUCACACCGCGACCUCCGCCGCGCGAGGGCCGCCGCUCUGAACAUCGUCCCGACGAGCACCGGAGCGGCGAAGGCCGUCUCCCUCGUCCUUCCUCGGCUCAAAGGAAAGCUCAACGGAAUCGCUCUUCGAGUCCCGACCCCCAAUGUCUCUGUGGUCGAUCUCGUCGUCAAUGUCGCGAAGAAAGGAAUCACCGCCGACGAAGUUAACGAUGCCUUCCGCCGCUCCGCCGACGGUCCCCUCAACGGCGUCCUCGCCGUCUGCGAUGCCCCCCUCGUGUCCGUCGAUUUCCGCUGCACCGACGUCUCAUCCACCAUUGAUUCCACUCUCACCAUGGUUAUGGGCGACGAUAUGCUCAAGGUGGUCGCUUGGUAUGACAAUGAGUGGGGUUACAGCCAACGCGUGGUUGAUUUAGCACAUCUGGUGGCGAGCAAGUGGCCGGGGACGGCGGGGACGGCGGCGGCGGCGGAGGAAACCGGCGAUCCUUUGGAGGACUUCUGCAAAACCAGUCCGGAGACUAAAGAAUGUAAAGUUUAUGAAGAUUGAUUUAUCAUUCAAACGAAUUAUUAAAUUGGAGGGCAGAUGAUUUUUUAUGUAUGGAUUAUUAAAUUUGAAUUUAAAUUUGGUGGCUAUGCAAUUUUACA